Molecule: messenger RNA, 2049 nt
Organism: Scophthalmus maximus (turbot)
Lineage: Eukaryota; Metazoa; Chordata; Actinopteri; Pleuronectiformes; Scophthalmidae
Exons: 9
Coding region: 948-1883 (311 amino acids)
Source: RefSeq, a predicted model, not a curated record
UGGUCGCUUCUUCAUCUCUCCGCGUCGCGGUAUAAACCCCGCCCAUUAUCGGAUAGUCGGUUGUGAUUGGACCUGUGCGUUUUCUGCCAGAGGGAAAACAAAUCACUUCCCAAUGGAGGUGAAGGAGAAAAAUAUGGACUUCUUGAUUAAUCAUUUUAUUUUAUUGAGUAAGCAUUGUAUUCAUAAAUUGCAACAUUUAUGAACAAAAUCAUAAAUUUAUUCAUAUUGAUUUAGUCUCUUCGAUGUAUGACAGACAAAAAACGCCCUGAAACGCUCUGCCUUAAGAGACUUGUUUUCGUUAACUGAAGAAGACUCUCACAUCUUAUGUUUUAUGUUUUAUUGUUUUAUUGUUUGUUUGUUAUAGUCUGAACAUUUUCCUGAAAAUUUCAAGCUACAGUUCCAGACUGCGUUGUGGGGCCACAACACAAUAAGAGACAAUUGGUUGUACAUUAGAAUCGCAUUUCCUUUUUCUCUGACAGUGGCAGAUACUAAAAUAUACAACAAUAAACAUUUCAGUUGAUAAUGUACCUUCACUUUGCCUUCCUUACUCAAAACUGGGGUUUUAAAAAGUACUUAUUUUGCUUUAGUUAUAGCUUAGGUGAUAAAAAAGAAUUUCUAUCUAACUUUAUCUGUUUCAUCUAAUGGACUGGUUAUUUCCGGUGGCAAGUUUCAGCAGGAAGUAAUCUGGGUGCUAUGCUCAUACAGCCUUCAUUUACUACUCAUGUGGAUUGUGUAAAAGAUAAGCAUCUGAAUUUAAGAUACUAAGUGCGAUAUGUGAUCAGCUGUAUCAAACUUUAGGCUGCUGUCAAUGUGAAAUAGGAACAACAGCAAAGCCUUUCCGUAGGCGAAGUGACAACGUGAACUGUGCUGGUCUUGUGGGUUUGUCCCAUGAUGCUUAGAGGGGUUUAACGUUCAGCACUAUCACACUGUGGUUCACACUUUACGAGAUGCUCACAAUGAACGCCGACAAGUGGAUUUUCCCUUUGGCCGUGUGCUUCAUGUGUGCGUCUUCAAAUGGUGAGCAGCUUGAUGAGGAAUCUUGCGGGCGGUAUCCCUACUCCUGUGAGAUUCACACAGUCAACGCUUCACUCGGCUCGUCUGUGCUUUUUCCCUGCAACUUCACAACCAACUACCUCGGAUGGGUGUCAUGGAACAAGACUCCUGGGAUCGAGCUGGUCCAACUCAAAUCGGACGGGCGCGUUAGGUUCCUGCUCCCCAAAGGGGGGCGGGUGAAAACGUUCCCAAACCAGGGCUCAAGGGGGAACUACUCCAUCAGGAUCGAUGAGCUUGAGGACUCCGACCUGGGGAGGUAUUUUUGUGUGCAGGGACACAUCUGUCAUCAGGUGGAGCUGGGUGCCGCAGCAGAUACGAUGAGAGAAGGGAUCUGGCUGCUGAUUUACGUCUGCGCCGGCGUGGCAGCUGUCGUGCUGCUGAGCGUCUGCAGCUACUGGUUCUACAAAGAAAAAACACAGGAAAAUACCAACCCUAUUAUUUGGUUGGUAAAUGUUGAGGGAGCAGGCAACAAUAAUCUUGUUUACGAGAACGAUGACCAAGACCCGGCCCAGCAGGUCGACCCCUCCAGAGACCACAGCAGUCCUCCGGGAGCUCCGCCGUUUGUGGCCGUGACCACUCCACCAGCUCAGAGCGACGUGAACCAGCAAAACUUUGAACGGACAGACGGAAGAAGAAAGAAACUGAGUUUCCACAGAGAACUGUUACACAGAUUACGACCAGCAAGUCACAGUCGACAAUAUUAUGUGAACCAAGGUGAAAUCAACAGGCAACAACAUGCCAUGUCUGCUCAGGCGGUGAAUGAUCAUACAGAUCAUGAAUACAGGAACCCGAUUUACAACAAAAGCACAGUGCACCUCAACCAUCUGUAGAGAGACCAAGAGUUCCACCAGAAUCCAGAUCCUUUCACAACAACAAAACAACAGCAAAAAAAAAAAAAGCUCAGCAAAUUAGUUUGUGCACGCACUGAAUGAGACAAAUGUAUGAAUAUACAGUAGAUUGCAUUUAUAAUAUUAAAAGUUCAACUUGCAGAUCAAA